UAUAUAUAUUAUAUAUAUAUAUAUAUAUAAUAUAUAUUUGUGUGGAUGUGUGGAUGUAUGUGAAUACUUAUAUUAUAUAUACAUAGAAAUAUUUUUUAAAAACAUCGACAACAAAUCAUAUAUGGAUGAGACUGCAGCUGGUCAAUAUGGAUGCUGUGGACUGUCAGCGCUCACCUAUUUGUCAUUCACCAGGUCCUUUGAUAAAGGUCUUUGAUUUUCCUGGGGUCCAUGACUCUCCAAAGAGAAUGUCCUGCCUAAUAAGUUGGAAACGAUGUCGAGAAUGUACCUUCACUGACCAAUCAUCAGAUGAGGACAGUGACCCCAAUUUCCAACUAGAAGACAAGCUAAUGGUCCCCAGCAACAAAACAUCAAUCACAGUCAACAAUAUUCAGGACAUAAGACUCGCUUCAUCGUGUUCCUUUGCUAACACUUGACACUAACAGCUCUAAACGAAUUUCGGAUAAAGACCCUCCUCCCUCCUUCUCUUUGCCUCCAUACAAUUUACAAAUGAUUGAAUUCAUUGAUUGAUUGAUUAAUUGAUUGAUCGAUUGAUUGUCACUCAAACAAU
Octopus sinensis (East Asian common octopus) is the source of this 568-nucleotide messenger RNA. RefSeq lists its product as uncharacterized. The record is from RefSeq and is a predicted model, not a curated record. Lineage: Eukaryota; Metazoa; Mollusca; Cephalopoda; Octopoda; Octopodidae. The transcript has 3 exons. Bases 126 to 434 code for a protein of 102 amino acids.